AUGAGGGCAAAAGUUCCAAAGAACUUCAAAAGCCCUGAUAUGGAUCUGUACGACAGGACCAUCGACCUAAAACACUACCUUAGCAACUUCAAAUAUCAGAUGUAUCUAGCUGAUGCCUCCGAUGCUACCCGCUGCAAAGCCUUUCCAACGACUUUGACAAAGGCGGCGAUGAAGUGGUUCAAUAGCCUCCCCCCUAGGUCGGUCACCAGCUUCGACGACCUCUCGCGUAAGUUCCUUAUGCAGUUUUCAAUCCAGAAGGACAAAGUCAAUCACGCGCCUAGUCUACUGGGAGUAAAACAAGAGGUCGGAGAACCCCUGAAAGACUACGUGGAAAGGUUCAACAAGGCGUGCUUAGAAAUUCAGGACCUGCCUACUAAAGCAGUAAUAAUGGGUCUUGUCAAUGGACUUCGAGAAGGACCUUUCUCGCAGUCCAUCUCCAAGAGACACCUGACCUCUUUGAGCGAUGUACAAGAAAGAGCCGAAAAGUACAUCAACAUGGAAGAAAAUGCCAGACUGCGCGAAUUGAGCUGGCGAUCUGGGUACCCUCACUCAUCAAGGGAAAAGGAGAGGGAGCCCAAGAAGAAAGAAGAAGUCGGAAAAGCUGGCCAGGAAAGAUCGGAUAAUCAUGGAAAGAGGAAACGAGAUGAGGAAGAUCGGAGAGAUCCGCCACCAUAG
This is a messenger RNA of Arachis ipaensis, 675 nucleotides long. RefSeq lists its product as uncharacterized. The record is from RefSeq and is a predicted model, not a curated record. Lineage: Eukaryota; Viridiplantae; Streptophyta; Magnoliopsida; Fabales; Fabaceae.